AUGCGAGCGGGCGAUAUAUUUCGGACCAUUUAUGAUCACUGGGCGCUCUACGUGGGGGAUGAAUAUGUCAUCCACGUGACAGAUGAAGGAGCCUCAUCUGUGUUGGCUAGCAGCUCGUCAGUAUGUGCCGGAAAAGCCAAGGUGAAGAAGCAGCUCCUGAAGGAGGUGGUGGGAAAUAGUAAAUGGCGUGUCAACAACAAGUAUGACCGCUCCCGCACUCCUCGCCCUGUGGAGGAGAUCAUCCGGCGUGCUGAGCAAUGGAUUGGCAAGGAGGUGACAUAUAAUGUGUUUAACAAGAACUGUGAGCAUUUUGUGACAAAGCUCCGCUACGGUGAAGCACUCUGUGAGCAGGUCCAAGAUGCAGCUUAUGACGGUGUUACAGCAGCAGCCCUAGGUAUUGUUGCUGGUGUUGCCACUGUUGUUGCAAAUGCAUUCCUCAGGAGAUAGUGCUACUGACUGGUUGUCAGGAAAAGCUCAGAGCAUCGCAGGGGGUGAUCCUGCCAGCGGUUUUGCUACACUUGUCCUCAGGGCUUUCUGGCAACAGGAUACAAUUGGUGUAAAUGCUAAAUAAAGCACGAGAAAAUUUCUGAAAUCUUAACUCCUAUUUCCCUGAAAUUCUUGUUUAUGUAUUUCGCUUUAACAUUGUUUGCCAGUUUAACAUUUUGGCCUUGCUUCUCCCAGCAAUCCCAGUAAGGAAUAACAAACCAAGAUUGUCACCAUUCAAGGUGAUCCCCAGCAGCUGUAGUCUGCUUGCCACGUGAGCUUUUAUAUGUGUGAUCGUGGUUUUUUUUGUUGUAGUCUGGGAGAAAUUGCAAAUAAGUUAUCCAUUCCUUCCCCAUCCCACACACCUCCCCUGGAGUGCUUUGCUGAGCACUGGUGCAGACUUUUCCUCCUGAUUUGAUCAGCUAGCUCCUGGAGGCUAUUUCUGUGUAUCACUGCAAUAGAAAGGACCGCUGAGGGUUUACUGCGUUUUCCAGCUGAGACUCGGAGUGUGUGGUGCCGAGCCACAGAGCAGCCACCGGCAGAGCGCGGGGCCGGCACCGAGAGCAGGGACCGGCACCGAGAGCAGGGACCGGCACACAGGGCAGGGACCGGCACAGAGAGCAGGGACCGGCACACAGGGCAGGGACCGGCACAGAGAGCAGGGACCGGCACCGAGAGCAGGGACCGGCACACAGGGCAGGGACCGGCACACAGGGCAGCCAAGUCCCGGCACAGAGCGCACCGCUGCCCGCGGCACCGCGCAACAGCUCUGAUUCCCCCGAGGGAAGGAGAUCACCACCACCAGCUACAAAACUGCCAAACCCCCCAUUCCCCUCCCCAAGUAAUUUCUUGAUGUGCCUGGGAUAUCAGCCAAUUCCCUUAUAGGACUCGUUCACCCUCCAACCACUUCCUCCAUCCUCUCCCACUCCCAGCAUCUUCACCAUGACAAUGGGAAAAGUUCACCUAGAAGCCUAAACCCAUCAGAGUGGGAAAGCCCUGGCUGCCAGCUCUGCAAAAGGACAGGCAGGGCAUGUGCUGUGUCUUGAAACCUUAGGCAGCUUGUGCUGCCUACACUGAGCGGCUCCUGGGAGCUGAGGAGACAGGAAGCAAGGGCAGGUCAUACAGACUGGAUCCUUCCAUGUUUUACAGGGUCAUUCUGAUUUUGGUGUGAUGGUGUUUUGCUCAGUUGUUACCUGCCUACAAUGUGUUCUUUUCCCUGGCUCUUCUGGUUCUCUUUGGCAGCAGCAGACCCCCGACGUGGGGAGGUCUGACAGGGAAACCCAGCUGUCUUUUUCUCAAUCGGCUCUUCCUUGCACUGUGCCAUCGAAAUUUCCCACUUCACCCCUGUUUCUGCAGUGAUUGUUGACCUUGAACCUGAACAAGGUUGCAAGGUAAUUUUUGUGAUUCCUUGCAACUCUCAACCCCUUCUUGGAUUCUGCUAUUUGAGCUGCAAAAAAGCCAGAGGUGCUUAAUGAAUUACAAAGGCGGCAAGGGGAUUUCGACCCUCGGAGCUGGGGCCAUUCUCUCUUCAGUGAUCAGAUGUUGAUUGCAAAGCAUUCAUAAUCAUUCUAAAGUACCAAGUCAAUCUUCCCCCAGCCAGCAGGAAGGCAAAGCCAGGGUCCCUGCAGUGCUGGAAGUGAGGGAUGUGAAGAAUGAGCUGUGCAGCACCUGUGCUUCAUCUCCCAAUGUGCUGAGCCACACCAUUUCCUUGGCACAAAGCUGAUGUGUGCAUUGUCUUGCAAGAAAGCUGUUCAGGCCAAGUGUGCAUUAUUGUCCUUUGCCUGGAGGAUCUGCCUUGAGUGUUUGGAACCAGGUUACCUGCAUCCCACCUGUGAGACACAGAACCCUGGGUUGCUUUUCUUACAGGAAACUGCCCGGCCUGCAGGGACAGGUGAGGGCAGCACAGCUGUGUGUGAGAGGCUGGCUGGUUUUGUCUUCUCUUGUCCAGGUUUAACCCCAGCCAGCAGCAAAGCACCAGGCAGCCACUUGCUCACUCACUCCCCUGCCAGCCCCAUCGGGGAGGGAAUCAGAGAAGUUAAAGUGAAAACUUUGUGCCUUGAGAAAAAGAUGGUUUAGUAGGUACAUCAAAAGGUACAUUUGCUUUUUUUGCAUGCAAGCAAAGGAAUAUAAGUAAUUCAUUGUUUUUAUUAAACAUAAGUUUUUAGAUGUUUGCAAUAAUCAAAUCAAGAAUUCCUGUUGUUUUUCUGCUGCCCUUUGUUAUUACAUCCGUAAUUAUUUUUAGUUUUAAUACAGGAAAACAUGACAUAAUCAAACUGAAACUGAAACUGAAACUCCUUCUUGGAUUCCUGGAAAUUGAAUCAAAGCCUUUUUCACAGCUAUACCAGUUAGGUGGUUUUACAGUUGGUAAUGAGUACAGUCAAGGCUGUUCUUUUCCCAAAAGCCAAGAAAAAUAUCCAUGUAUGUGUUCUGAGGCACAGCCAGGACAGGUGCAGCCCCUCCCUAAAUGGAGGGGCUUUUGUAGGG
Molecule: messenger RNA, 2967 nt
Organism: Onychostruthus taczanowskii (white-rumped snowfinch)
Lineage: Eukaryota; Metazoa; Chordata; Aves; Passeriformes; Passeridae
Product: phospholipase A and acyltransferase 1-like
Exons: 3
Coding region: 1-447 (148 amino acids)
Biological process (GO): N-acylphosphatidylethanolamine metabolic process
Cellular component (GO): cytoplasm
Molecular function (GO): glycerophospholipid phospholipase A1 activity; A2-type glycerophospholipase activity
Source: RefSeq, a predicted model, not a curated record